Paramecium primaurelia is the source of this 594-nucleotide messenger RNA. The record is from the annotation of a GenBank genome assembly. Lineage: Eukaryota; Ciliophora; Oligohymenophorea; Peniculida; Parameciidae.
AUGAUUGUCUUUCUUCUUNGAGAUCUUUUAGCAAACAUAGGAUCUAUUAUAUCAAUACUCUUCAUGUUUAAAUAUAUCAUUAUCUAUAUGAAUCAAUAUUCAUUAAACUAAAAAGUAUUAUCUGAUUUGAUAAAUUUGUAUUAUCCAGAAUUUAAAAAUAUUAAAAUCAUUAAAAAUUGGAGAUUUAAAAUAACAAAAAUUACUCUAAAUCAUGUUUAAGUAGAUUAGAUUGAGUAUUAUAAAAUUUAUGAUAAGAUUAAAAAGUAAAUGCAAUAGAAACUAAGUUAUAUGAAUUUAUUGUAUGAAAUAUCAAGAAUAUAUUUUAUAAUAAGAUCUACUAAAUUACGAGAUGAACUUUUAAAAUCUCAUCAAAUAGGAAUUAAAUUAAAUUUUUCAACUGUUAAAGAAGAUAAUUAUCUUUCAAAUUAUAGGUCUGAUUAAAAAAUUAAUACAUAAGCCGAACCUUUUAUUUUGAAUGAAGAUGAUGCUGAAUUGUUAUCACUUUCAAAAAGGGGAAACCAAAAAUAUAUUGAAACGAUUCCUGAGGAAAUCUAUAAUGAAGUAGAUUAUUAUUAUCUAAAUAAAAUAAUUUGA